Messenger RNA from Cannabis sativa, 2145 nucleotides. RefSeq lists its product as uncharacterized. Bases 1 to 2145 code for a protein of 714 amino acids. The transcript has 3 exons. The record is from RefSeq and is a predicted model, not a curated record. NCBI's taxonomy places the organism in Eukaryota, Viridiplantae, Streptophyta, Magnoliopsida, Rosales, Cannabaceae.
AUGCAAGGAUAUGAGAAGUGGAUUUAUCACGGGGAGCCUGAGGAUGCCGUCGAUGAUGUAGCAGUUGCCGAUGUUGAAUCAGAGGAUGAAACGAUUCCUAUUCUAGAAGACUUCUUUCCCUCGACAACUGAGGAACGACAAGGAGAAGAUGAACAACCAACCACAAACCCACAAUUUGAUGACUUAUUUGAGGAAAUUGAAGCUGAAUUGUAUCCCGGUUGUGAUUGGAUUUCGUCUCUUAACUUUUUAGCAAAGCUAUUGCAUUUAAAAGUUAGGGGAAAAAUUCCUAAUAACAUCUUUGAAGAAUUAUUGAAGCUUUUAAAGUUUGCGUUUCCGAAGGAAAAUAAUAUUCCAUCAACUUACUACGAGGCAAAAAAGAGAUUGAAGAAAUUAGGCUUGGGUUAUGAUUCUAUCCAUGUCUGUUUGUAUAAUUGUUGCUUAUUUUAUAAGGAGAAUGCAUCCAAGGAGGCUUGUCCAGUUUGCGGAACUAGUCGUUGGGUUACUUCCGAGAACGGCAAAGGAAAAAAAGUUCCUUGCAAAGUCAUGCGAUACUUUCCGUUGACACCUCGGCUUAAAAGAUUAUAUAGUUCGAGGAUUACAGCGAAAAGCAUGAUAUGGCAUCAUACUGGAAAAUCAAAAGAUGAUGGGGUGUUGCGACACCCGGUCGAUGGUCUCGCUUGGAAAGACUUUGAUGCAAAACAUCCCGAGUUUGCAAGAGACCCAAGAAAUGUUCGACUGGGGUUAGCUGCUGAUGGAUUUAAUCCAUUUGGCAACAUGAGUCUUGCAUACAGCAUGUGGCCAGUGGUGUUGGCUAAUUAUAAUCUACCACCUUGGUUAUGUAUGAAAGAUAAUUAUUUUUUGCUAUAUACCCUUAUUCCUGGUGCAAAAUCUCUGGGUAAAGACAUGGAUAUAUUUUUAAGACCGUUGGUGGAUGAAUUAAAGGAGUUGUGGAAUAAUGGGGUACCAACGAGAGAUAGUUCGACCAACUCGAUGUUCACCAUGCAUGCUGCGCUUUUGUGGACAGUGAAUGAUUUUCCUACUCGUAGUAGCUUGUCUGGGUGGAGUGGUCAAGGUUAUAAAGCUUGCCCUACUUGUAAUGAAGACACGACGUCCAUUCGAGUGAUCGGGAAGACUGUUGGAAUUGAAAGAAGACCUCCUCCAAGACGAUUUACUUGUGAAGAGAUAUUAUCACAAGUUAAUACUCUCGAACCCCAAAUUCCCGAACAUCAUGAAAAUUUUGGGGGUGUGAAACGUAGAAGAGUUGCAGAAACUUGUAAUUGGAGGAAAAAAAGUAUUUUCAACGAGUUGGAGUAUUGGAGCACGAAUAUUUUAAAACACAACAUUGAUGUCAUGCAUGUUGAGAAGAAUGUGUGUGAUAGUCUCCUAGGAACCAUCUUGGAUAAUGAUAAAUCAAAGGACACAACCAAUGCGCGACAUGAUUUGAAGAAGAUGGGUAUUAGGGAAUCGUUGUGGAUUUAUGAAGAUGGGAAUGGGAGGCUAAUGAAACCGCAUGCUCCUCAUGUUUUGACUCGUGAGAAAAGACAACUUUUUUGUCAGUUUGUUAAAGGAAUAAAGUUUCCCGAUGGCUUCUGUUCAAAUUUAAAAAGCAAAGUUUCUCCAGAUGAGUCUAACAUUAUUGGGUUAAAAUCCCACGAUUGUCAUGUCAUUAUGCAGCGAGUACUAGCGGUUGGUGUCCGUAAAUUUCUACCUCGUGACACUGCAACAACUAUUACUCGACCGUCUUUUUUUGACAUAAUGAUACACUUGGUAUUGCAUUUGCCUGAAGAAGCGAUAUUGGGUGGCCCGGUCUUUAUGAGAUGGAUGUAUCCUUUUGAAAGGUACAUGAAAAAAUUGAAGAAUUAUGUGGGAAAUAAGGCACGGCCUGAAGGGUCAAUUGCAGAAGGUUAUGUUGCUGAUGAGGCAGUAACCUUUUGUUCAAUGUACUUUAAAGGGUGUGAAACAAGAUUUAAUCGGCUUGAUCGAAAUGAAGAUGCGCCUUCUGUGUGUCGCUAUCUCUCAGUUUUUAAUUCUCAAUCUCGUCCUUUAACUAGCGGAAUUAUCAAGCCUCUUGAUCAUAUCGGUCGUGAAAAAGCUGAGUGGUACAUUCUUCAAAAUUCUCCUGAAAUCCAAGCUUACUUAGAGUAA